Molecule: messenger RNA, 1635 nt
Organism: Anthostomella pinea
Lineage: Eukaryota; Fungi; Ascomycota; Sordariomycetes; Xylariales; Xylariaceae
Source: the annotation of a GenBank genome assembly
AUGGCUGAGAUUCGCCCCCAUAGCCCGCCUGACAGUAUGGCGACGAGUACGACUACUACAUCCGACGAGAUCGAACUCACGAAGCCCAAGGCCUGCCUAGCCGCGCGCAACACCUCGAAGGACUGGACGCGUGAAGAAGAUCCCCAAACCCCUUUACCCCUGAACCCCGAGCCAGUCAGAGCCUUCGCGGCGAAGUGGCGCUCCUACCUGAUCAUAGCCAACCUCUCAUCCAUCAACUUCCUCGGCAACGUCUCGACGGGCCUCAUCAUGACAUGCAUCCCAAAAAUGGCCAUCGACCUCUCCAUCCCAGCACAGACGUACUAUUGGCCGCUCUCCGUCUACGGCCUCACCAGCGGCGCCAGCCUGCUCGUCGCCGGCGCCGUGGCCGACGUCGUGGGCUCCAAGCGCGUAUUCCUGACGGGCAACGUCCUGCAGGCCGUCUUCACGCUCGGCUGCGGCCUGGCGCGCACCAAUGCCCAACUAUCCACGUUCCGCGCCCUGCAUGGCGUCGCCGUGGCCCUAUGCCUCCCGACGUCCGUCGGGCUCCUCACUAGCGCCGUGGCGCCCGGCCGCCGCCGCAACAUCGGGUUCGCGUGCACGGGCGUGGGCCAGUCGCUGGGGUUCUCGUUCGGCCUGGUGCUGGGUGGCGUCUCGGUCGACACGGCCGGGUGGCGCGUGGGCUGGUACGCCGUCGCCGCCACUCUGCUCGCCCUCGCGCCCGUCGGCAUAUACGUCCUUCCCACCGACACUCUGGCGCGGGCGCCGAGCUUGCACGCGCUGCGGACGCGGGUCGAUUGGGUCGGCGCGCUGAUCAUAUCUGGUUCCCUGACUAUGCUGGCGUACGUCCUGCUCCAGCUUUCCGAGUCGGAGGACUCGGUCUACCUCCCUUGUAACAUCGCGUUGCUGGUCGGCAGUCUGGCUCUGAUGCCUGCGUUUGGGUGGUGGAUGAGCAUGGCUGCGCGGUGUGGACGUCCUGUGCUCAUCCCCAAUGGUCUCUGGCGACGUCUGCCCUUCGCCAGCGUCUGUCUGAUGGUGCUGCUGUCAUAUGCCGUCAUGCAGACGAUGCAGCUAUUCUGCACCUUGUUCUUCCAGAGUGUGCAGGGGCUGGACGCGCUGCAGUCGUCUGUGCGAUUGCUGCCGUCGUUUAUCGUCGGGUCUGUCAUUGACUUUUCGACCGGCAUGUUCAUCCAUCGGGUCUCGCCCGCUUACCUGGUCUUUGCAUCGUCCCUGCUGUGUGCCGGGGGGUCGGUGCUGAUGGCACUCGCGGACCAGGAGUGGCCGUACUGGUAUGCCGCGUUUCCGGCUCAGAUUUUGCAACCGAUGUCUGCAGAUGUACUCUUCUGCGUAGGCCUGGUCAUCGUCAGCGAGCUGUUCCCCGACGACACGCAGUCUCUUGCCGGCGCCGUCUUCAACAUGGCAGGGCAGUUCGGCACGUCCAUCGGGCUGGCGCUCAUGGGUGUCGUUGCCGAUAGUGUCACGCGAAGGUCUCGGCAUGCGGAUAAGGAGAGUCCGGAAGCGUUGGGAGAGGGGUAUAGGGCUGCCUUCUGGACUGCAAUGGGCUGGAUGCUGCUGGUGUGCCUCAUUGCUCUGGUAGGCUUGAAGGGGGUUCGGAGAGUUGGACUCGGACUUGGAUGA